Alligator mississippiensis (American alligator) is the source of this 8075-nucleotide messenger RNA. RefSeq names its product EH domain containing 4 (gene EHD4). Gene Ontology annotation, biological process: endosomal transport; endocytosis. The coding region runs from base 83 to 1714 and encodes 543 amino acids. The transcript is spliced from 6 exons. Gene Ontology annotation, cellular component: cytoplasm; plasma membrane. The record is from RefSeq and is a predicted model, not a curated record. Gene Ontology annotation, molecular function: protein binding; GTP binding; calcium ion binding. NCBI's taxonomy places the organism in Eukaryota, Metazoa, Chordata, Crocodylia, Alligatoridae.
CCAGGGUGGUGCCGGCAGCGGGGGCUGGGGAGAUCGGCGCGGCGCGGCGCGGCUCGGCGCGGCUCGGAUCGGCGGCGCAGCAAUGUUCAGCUGGCUGGGGAAGCAGGCGGGCGGCGGCCGGGCCGGGACCGGCGGCGGCGGGGACGCGGUGCAGACGGUGACGGGCGGCCUGAAGCAGCUGUACAUGCGCAAGCUGUUGCCGCUGGAGGAGCACUACCGCUUCCACGACUUCCACUCGCCCGCGCUGGAGGAGGCCGACUUCGAGAACAAGCCCAUGGUGCUGCUCGUGGGGCAGUACAGCACGGGCAAGACCACCUUCAUCCGGUACCUUUUAGAGCAGGACUUUCCAGGCAUGAGGAUUGGUCCUGAGCCUACCACAGAUUCUUUCGUUGCUGUGAUGUAUGGAGAUGCAGAAGGGAGUACUCCUGGAAAUGCUCUGGUGGUGGACCCGAAGAAGCCAUUCCGCAAACUCAGCCGCUUUGGAAAUGCUUUUCUGAACAGGUUUAUGUGCUCUCAGUUACCUAAUGAGGUUCUGAAGAGCAUCAGUAUCAUCGACAGUCCUGGCAUUCUUUCAGGAGAGAAACAACGCAUCAGCAGAGGCUAUGACUUCUGUCAGGUCCUCCAGUGGUUUGGUGAGCGAGUAGACCGCAUUAUCCUCCUCUUUGAUGCCCAUAAACUGGAUAUUUCUGAUGAGUUUUCAGAGGCCAUUAAGUCAUUCCGAGGCCAGGAUGACAAGAUUCGGGUGGUGCUUAACAAAGCUGACCAAGUUGAUACACAACAGUUGAUGAGGGUCUAUGGUGCGCUCAUGUGGUCCUUGGGAAAAGUGAUUAACACUCCCGAGGUGUUGCGAGUCUACGUCGGUUCUUUUUGGGCCCAACCUCUUCAAAACACUGAAAAUCGGAGGCUCUUUGAAGUAGAGGCCCAAGAUCUCUUCCAUGACAUUCAGAGUCUUCCACAGAAGGCAGCUGUGCGAAAACUCAAUGAUCUCAUCAAGAGGGCAAGACUUGCAAAGGUCCAUGCUUAUAUCAUCAGCCACCUUAAAAAGGAAAUGCCAUCUGUUUUUGGAAAAGAGAACAAGAAGAAGGAGUUGAUCAGCAGACUACCCGAGAUCUAUGUAGAACUGCAACGAGAAUACCAAAUCUCACAAGGGGAUUUCCCAGAGGUCAAGAAAAUGCAGGAACAACUAGAGGUUUGUGACUUCACCAAAUUUCAUUCUCUGAAACCAAAGCUGAUUGAAGCGGUGGAUAACAUGCUGGCAAAUAAAAUUGCCUCUCUGAUGAGUCUAAUCUCUCAGGAAGAAAACAAUAUGCCUACAGAGAUGGUGCAUGGUGGAGCAUUUGAUGGCACCAUGGCGGGACCCUUUGACCAUGGGUAUGGGGAAGGUGCCAAGGAAGGAGCUGGUGAACAAGAGUGGAUUGUUGCCAAAGAUAAACCUGCGUAUGAUGAGAUCUUCUAUACCCUGUCACCAGUCAAUGGAAAAAUCUCAGGGGUUAGUGCGAAGAAGGAAAUGGUGACUUCCAAAUUACCAAACAGUGUCCUGGGGAAAAUCUGGAAACUUUCAGACUGUGAUAAUGAUGGGAUGUUGGAUGAUGAGGAGUUUGCAUUGGCAAAGCAUCUCAUCAAGAUUAAACUAGAUGGGUAUGAACUACCCAACAACUUGCCUCCACACCUCGUGCCACCAUCACAUAGGAAACCUUUGCAGGUGUCAGAGUGAAAAAUACAGGGAGGGGUGUUGAUUAAUUGAGGGAAAUGCCUAUCCAAAUGAAAACAAUCCAAAUCUUUUUCAGUUGUGUAGAACCACUAAGGCUCAAAAUUUAGCUUUAGAGGCCAUCCUUAAAUCACAACCACAUUCCAUGCAAGUUACUGUAAUUAGCAGCAUAGUAAAAGGGUUACCUGCAUAAUAUCUCUGGCUGACCAUAGAAAUGUUUAUCACAAGUGCCUUUUGUAGUGGCUUCCAUACUUCCAUACUUGAGCUGAAAAGGCUUUCUUUGAGAGUCAGUUCCUGUAUAACUUACUCUGUCUACACCCCAAAAAAGCAGAAAAGGUCAUAAAUAAAAUCAUCAAAUUUCUGCCAUAUAACUAAGGCAGAAGCAGUAAAAAAAAAACAAAAAACAGUUUGACUGCAUGUCCUGUUUCUGAUUCUAAUGUUAAUCCUUAGGAGGGAAGCGUGUCAAGGAAAUAACUUUUUAUUUAAAAAAAAAAAAAAAAGAGUUGAGAAGAUGUAGUGAAUAUUUUUAAAAUUUACCAGUGAUUAUUUUUAAAAAUCUGUAAAAUAUUAAAACAGCUGUUUAAAAUCUGCUAUAACUGUCUGUUGUUAGACUGAACAGUUGUCUUGCUUUGCUGUUUAUACAGCACGCUGUCUCUAGUGUCUAUCAGUUAAAAAGGGUUAGAUCCACACUGAGUAUGGGAUUUCUGAGCUUUUUCUGUUUAGCUGGUUUACACAAUACAAGUUACAUUCUCCAAAGGAAUCAGUGAUAUGAAAUUCCUCAGGUUUUCAGGUGUGUAGGCUUGGCUCUCAGAAGGGCAGGGAGUCCAAAUGUUUUAGCAGAAACAGAAGCCUCUUUUUGAUCUGAGAAAAAGUGAGUUAUAUGAAACUUUAGCAUAGUCCAAAUGCAUAUAAGUUGACUUGAUAAAUUCUCUUCAGAUUUUAGUUGAUGGGCUGUUCCUAAUUCUGGGUACCCCACUUAAUUUCUUUUACUUCAGCGAAGUUUUAUAUUGUCAGUAGGUAGCUGGUAAAUGCAGAAAAGAGAUUCCAUUCUUUAUUAUAGCAUUGCAUUUGAAAGACAAGCUCCUAUGGGAGCUAAACUUCCACUGAAAUCAGAAGUUGUCUUUCAGCUCCCUUUAGUGGAAGCUCUGUUGGUUCUUUAGAGUAUUAUUAGUAAACUGAAAAGAAAAAAACUGGAAGGAGCAUAAAUUCACCAACAUUUCAGUGUCCUUCAAGCAGUACAAUGGAAGAAAACUGAUCAUACAGGUUACACACAAUCAAUUUUAACAGAUCCCUGUUCAGUGCUUCAGAGGAAGGCAAUUUCUCAUCCCCAUGAAUUUCAGGAUAGUUUUGGAGGGACAAAAUCUUCCUGAUGCCAAAUUUGCCAACCAGCUCAGGUCUUUGUGCCUCAGCAGUAAAUGCCUUUUAAUACCUUUACUAUGGAAUAGCAUGGGUAUCAAAAUAAUGGUAAUAUUGAGCAUUUUUUUUCUCUUGAAUCCCAGCAGAAUGUAUUUUUACAAUACCUUCUGGGGCAAAGCAAUCCGAAGAACCCCCUUAGAUGAAGGAGGGAGAUUUUUUUAAAUAUAUUUUUGUCUUUAUUACUACUAGUAUGUAACCUGAUGGCUGAAGACAGAAUAUUAAAAAAUAAUAAUAAACCCCUCACCAGGUAGAAACAAAAAUUUUAAUGUACCCUUUUAUGUGAUUCUAGUUUAUAUUUAUAGGAACAUCUUGUGUAUGUGUUCAAUAAAGCCACAAAAGAGAUUGUUAUGUGUGUGAUAGUUCUAAGUAUUUCAUUAUGCACUUUAAAAAAAUGAUUUGGGAAACUUUCAUAUAAUUCAAAGACCUGAUCUAAUUUGUUCAUCAAAUGUUUUUUAGUAACCAGCUGUUCAGCAUAGCAUCUUCAUCAGUGUAAUGAAGUGAGAGAGGGCUCUCUCUUGCAAUUUCUUUCAGAGCAUGUUUCUUGGCUAUUUUAAAAUAAAUUCAUUAUCUCUUUUUGAAUGAAGUAUGUCAAAUCUUAAAGCACAUCUGUAAAAUUGUAUAGCUGCAGCAUAGGGUCUCAAGAUAUUUUAUAACUGAAAUAUGCCUGAAUGAAACUUCUUAAACAUUUUCACACACUUUUUCAUUAGUUUGUAUUCAUAAUUUAUAAUUUUAACUUGUGAUUAUAGCUAAGAAUAUUUAUUUUGGCAUCAUCCAUCUAACAAUACUCAAAUUAUUUUUUGUUGAUCCUGCAGUCUUGCUGUUUUAUGAGAAUGAACAGAAAGGCACUUCUACUUCAGUUAGGCCAUAGCUGCCUUUCAACUAGAGGCCAACUGGUACAUCUUUUCUUUGGGUAUAAGAAAGCUCGUUAUUCCUGAGGAAAUUUUUUAAUUACUAUAGGGGAAGUGGCUUCAUUGUCUAGCCAGAAGCAAGUGUUUGUAUACCUUUUAUGAAUGUUUUGAUUUGGGUUUUCUCCUGCUGCUUGUGUGUGUGUGUUAAACCAGCUUCUUUUAAUUCCUCUGUGCCACUGUUUAGAUCAGGGGUGGGCAAUUAUUUUGGGCAGAGGACUGCUUACUGAGUUUUGGCAAGCCAUCGAGGGCCACAUGACAGGCAGAUAAAUACUAAUUUUCUAAAUUUUCUAGGGACCUCGUGGGCCGGAUAGAAUGGCCUGGCAGGCUGCAUCUGGCCCCUGGGCUACAUUUUGCCCCAUCCCUGGUUUUAGAUUCCCCUCUGCUUUGGGGGUCUUCUUCCAACCCUGUGUUUUGAAGAAGUCCACUUGCUUAGUAGUGUUUCUUUACUUUUUUUGAGGGAAAGAGUCCGUUUUUCUCUAGUCUUUUCUUCUGUACUUCCUCUUGGUUCUGGUCUUAUUAUAUGCUUUGACCAACUCACUGCUUGCUAUCCACAUUUUGCUCAGCUGUAACACAACAAGUCUGUUCUGUUUUCUCCAAUCUGGGAGGACAGCAAGUGGGAGUAUACGCUUUUUUUUUUUUUUUUUUUUUUUUUUUUAGACUGCAGAGGAAAUUCACUUCUUCCCUUCUUCCUGACUCAGUUCUUUGGGAGGUGGGGGUUGGGAUGGACAACCACUGCUAACCUCAUAUAGAUAGGUAGUUAACCAUAUUAGUCUGAAGGUGUCUUUGUCUCUAACCAGCUAUUCUCUAGCAGGCCUGUCCAGUUUCUAUGCAGCUGGAUUGUAUGCCACACAGGCUGCACCAGUACAAGCCACAGCCCUUCUCCUCCCCCUCUUCCCAGACUGCACACUGCAUGCAUGUCCCCCUUGCUGCACUUCACCAUGUUGUGUGGGUACCUCAGGCUAGGGGUUAUGCCGUGCCCCACCCCCCAGGGCAGGAAGCAGAAGCCAGAGGAGGGAGGGGGAGUCCUGAGCCCCCAGCUACUGUUGCAGCUGGAUGGACAGGGAGCAGAGGCUGGGUCAGAGUCCAGGAAGACUGCACACUAACCCUCAUUGGAUGCAUAAGGUCUGUGCGCUGCCAGUUACAGCCCUGGUUUGUCAGGGGCCGCCGUAAUGUGCCUUCUGAUAACAUCAUGUUAUGUUGCAUGUUAUAUCCUACAUGAAGUUUAGGGCAUUGACAAUGCAUAGGGGGUGCACCGUCCUGAGCAUGGCGGUGCACCCCGUGGGCAGUCGCCACUCGCCACCUCCCCCACCCACCUCUUGCUGCUGGUACCACCGGCAACGUGUGCGAGUGGUCCAUGAUUGCCGACACUGCUGGUGGCAUCUGUGGGUGGUUGUCAACUGCCGGUCAGCUCUCGCCGCUCCCCUCCCCUCCCCCCAGCGCCAACAGUGCUGCGGCUGCCUGCGGGAGCUCCCCCCUUGCCGCUGACAGCACCGCCGCCACCUGCAGGAGCUCACCCUGCCCCCUCCGCGUCCAGGGGCACGCGGUAUUCAUGGUUUAGUGGAAGUCUUGCGUGGGUACAGACCGUAGGAUUUUGUCCUUUAGAAUAGCUGUGAGCAAGCAUAUAGAUACAGAUACUCAUUUUAAGGCAGAAGGUAUAUCCAAGAAAAUAAGGAAAACUAAUACAAACUGGAUUGUGUUGACUCUGCUGUUCCAAAAGGAAUCUGUUACAAGUUACAUUAAUAGCUUCCCCUCUUUCCCCCCAAAUGUGAAGUUAUGCUUUGGGAAGGAACUAACAGACCCUUACCAGGAUUUUGUUGUGUGUAAAUGCAAUACAAGCUGAUUACAUAAUGGCUGAAGGGUGAAUUUUCCUUCUCAAAACUGAAAGUCUGCUUGGAAAUAAGGGACACCCUGCUUUUUUUUAAUCCGCCUGAAGUUUAGUGUGUUUCUUUAUUCUGCCCUUAUACUUAGUUUAUCUCCCCCAGUAUACUUAUUUGAUUCCUGUAAAAUAUAGAUAAAGGGCCAAACUCCAUUUCUGUGCAAGUGCAGUAGCUUCAGUGGAUUUAAGCUUACACAGGUUAGGGUUGAAUUUGGCCUUAGUCUGUACAUGAUUGUCAUGAAUAGUGAAACUGAUCCUCUGUAACUUAUUAAACAGUUUAUAAAAUCAGUAUAUUUUUAUGAUAGGAAAUUUUAAAUAGAAAUAUAGGCUUUAGAAGCAGUUGAACUACUAUUAAUGUGUUAAUGUAUAUGGUAUCUGCAAUCCAUGACAAAUGCGCACACUGGUGUCCUAUGUGAAAAUCUUGCCUAAGGAGAUCUGUUGGAGGAAGAGGGAAGGAUUUUUUAUUUUUUUUACUCCAGCAUAAUGUAGCACAGGAUGGGGAUCGGAGCUUCUUGAUAGCAGCUCUGAUUCUCAAAUCUUGCACUUCCCUUCCUGACCCUUCUGCACACACAUGCACAGAAAUCCAUGGUGGGCCUGGUCUUCUAAAUCACCACCAUGUGAGCUUCCAGAUCCUGAUUGUCUGGCAUGCUGGAAUCAUAGCGGGUUCCACCAUCCCUUCCCACCAAAAAGUGGUGCAGGAUUUUCCCCUCAGUGACCUGCUGUCUGUUACUUAAUGUAUCUCUCCAUUUCUGUUGAUAAUGAAAAGGUGAUGACGCCAACCUUCUUUCCACUCCUUACUAUGUACAAACACCCACUUCAUGGCAUUUUCAUUCCCCUUUAGUUCAACUUGUAAUGAAAUUUUUCCAGGCAAACCUGGAAAUUAGGUUCAAUGGGAAUAUGUUGACUUGGCUGAACUUUUGUUUUGAGGAGGGGGAUUGCUGUUUCAGUAAGGUUCAAACGGUUUGUAUUGACUUUCUAUGGAAGUCUGUUCCAAAAGAGGGAUGUCAAAGUUGUAUGUGGGGAAGGGGAAGCUGAUUCACUGAUACUUCUUUUCUUUUCUUAAAGUAAUAUAAAUGCUUCGUAGCUGAACUGUGAAGUAUAAGUGGUGCAGUGCAUUAAUAUUGCAACAGAAUCCACAUUUGCUUAGUUGAUAGCGCCCUUGUAAAUUGUGGUAGCUUUCCUAAAUAAUUCUCAGGAGCAACACCUAUCACAAUUGCCAUCACUCAGUCUGAUAGUGUUGUUAUCCUCUGCUCAGGAAAGACCUAAGUCUGGGAUAACGGGUAUUUGUAGGCUUAUGUUCAUUAGGACUACAAGAGCGUUUAGAAAUAGCAGACAUUACUUUUAUGAGAACAGGAACUACUGUUACUAGUCUUUUUCUUAAACACAGAUAUAGGCUACCCCCCCACACUCAUGUUCGGCUAUUCUAUAGCACAAUUAAUUCAUAUCAGUCUGUGAUUCUGUUCCUAUGAAAGUCUGGGAUUUUUGCUUUCAUCUUUAACAGAAAGAGAGAGGCCUAUUUUUUUGUUUUGUUUUAGCCAUGCUGGAAGUAGAAACAAACCUUAUAAAGCUGUGCCUGUGUUUAGGUUUGCAAUGAUUUCUUACCUGUACUGUAGUUCUAAUGUCCAGGUCAAAAAUAACAUAUACCUCAUUGGGGAUAGGCAUGAAUAUAUUUACAGAACCUGUUCUUCAUACAGCUGUCUCAAGCGAAUAAUAUUAUUUUUCACUUUCAACAGUAAAAUUCACCUAUAACACACUUUUUUGCAUGUCCUGUUUUAACUGUCUGGUAGAUUUUUGUAUUAUUAUAAUUCAAUCAGAGUUUGGGUCUUAGAUUUAUUUGGGGUAACAAUGUGCCACUUUGCUUUUUUCUUCUUUUUUUUUUCCUGUCACACUGACUAGUCAUUGUAUGACUUAAUUAUUUUAACGUCACUCCAAAGGCAUUUGUUUUUCAUAUUUAAGAAAAUAUUUAAUAACUAUUUCUUAUUGUAGUAAUUACCAUUUCUUACCAUUUCAGUUUGUCUGAAUGAGCAAACAAGGACAUAAGGCUAUUAGAAUUGCACUUUGAUUAUAUGUACAAUAAAUUCCAUACUGUAACAUUUUUAACAUGCUUUGUAAUCGUAUUCAGGUAAUUGUGAUAAAAUUUGCUGAUUAAUAAACUAAUGGUAAACUA